AUGCUCACAGCAGAAGCAACAACAACUACAACAACACCAACAACGAACGACGCUUCUCUCGUGGCUCAACCAACUUUAUCCAGCAAUGUCAAUAAUGCAACCAACAAAUUAGCAAUGGGAGCGACCACCAUGUCGAGGUCAGGCAGUGCAAACAGCAACAUCAGCAAUGGAGCGGUUGUGCAUCAGAAUCCUUGCACUUCAGGAACAGCGACAGCCAUUGGACAACAUGUUACUGAAUUAGACGAUGUCGACGAUGAAGAAGAGGACUAUAGCGUGUCACCAGCAAUGGCACGGUCUUCAGUUGAGCCUGAGCGAGUGUUAUCGAGGCGACCAUCGAAUGGGUCUAUUCGAUCCAAUAUUUCCACGAGUUCCAUGUUUAGUGUUACCAGCCGAAUGUCUCGUAUCCCCAAUGCUUUCCGAUCAUCGAUUGUUUCAGUAAAGGAUUUCAUGUCUUCGAGUCGUCGACCAAGAUCACGUAGUCGACUUGCUACUAUGAUGCUUCAUCAACGACAACAACAUGACAAUAAUACCAAUACCCCAUCAGCAUCGGAUCAACCACCAGCAGCACCACAAACCAUUCAUUACACAACACCAGCUUCGGCUCCGUUUCCCGAUAAUUCACGCUUACAACGUCGUACGCCAAGUUCAUUAGGGCUGUAUACUAUCUUUUCAAGUAAUAACAAGGAUCGGUGUCUUCCUGUCGCGGAGCCAAUGAACGGUGAUACGAAUCAUGAUGGUUCACCAGCCAUGAUGCAGCGGGCUUACAGUGAAAAUCAUAAGCUUCAGCUUGAAGGUGGUACUACGACUACUACUGUCAUGAUGGAGGAGGAUUCACGAGGUAAAGCUCCACAACAAUCAAAAGGAGCUGUUGGCGAACUCUUAUUCGGGAUGGAUAUUGGAAGUAUGGGAUUCUUUGAUGGUGACGCGGUCGAUUCCUCUGUUUCAAGUAUGAUAUCUGGAUCUGAUGAUGUCAAAAGUGAACAAUGCACCGAUGCUACUACAUCCAGUAAUGAGGUUGUUUGGGGUAGACAACGAGCCAAAUCAUGCCAAGAAGCAUCCAAGGCAUCAUCCUCUUCAUCACUUCGACGUCUUGCUCGGGGUCAAUACGCUUCCACCGCAGCACUCAACUCGCACAAAAUGUCAUCUCCGCCCAUACCAUCUGCCACGCUUGCGGAUAACGACCUUUCAGAAACCAACCACAAACCAUCAUCGACAACAGCCAACUAUCGCCAUUUGAAUACAAAUACAGAAGAUGGAUUCUCAGGAGGAGGAGGAGGAGGAGGAGGACAUUACAAGAAUAAGCGGAAAUUGGUAGAAGGCAACAAAGGAGGAGGAGGCAUCGUUGACCUGUGUCACAACAUUCUUGUCACCGCAACUUUGACGACGUUGCACAGCAAACUGAUCAGUGAGUGUGACAAUCUCCUUGCAUCAACAAUUCUAUCACCUGAUGGAACGAUCAAACGGUUCCCCGAGGAACAGCUGCGUAUCCUUGUCAAUGAUGUGCGUAAAAUGACCGAUAUGGUGGAAUGGGAUACUCAAGGAGAGGGGUCCAAGUCAGCUAUCCAGGCGUUCUUUGUCACUGUGAAUGAAAAGAUUGCUCAAGCCAAUGCAUUGAAUGAAUCUCUUACUGCUGAUGGCCAACCUAUUCAGCCCACGAGCAAAAAAGAUAGCAAGGAUAUCAUGGCACGGAUUGCAAAUCAAAACCAGGCGGUGGCAAGUGCUGUCAAGGAGAUUAUCACUUUGUUGAAGCAAAUGGUGAAUCAAAGUGUGUGUCAGUAUCACAAGGUCUAUGAACGAUCCAUGGUCAUCCCAUGCAAGAAUUAUCGCAUCGAGGGCAAGAAUCGUUUGGGAAGCAAUGCGCAGGAUUAUGCAGUGGACAACACACGCCCCGAUUAUGCACAAGCCAAUGUGGAGCAUAUGGAUGAGGAGGCUUAUGGUUUUCGCAAUCGUUUUGUGGAUAAGGAUUAUACCACCUUUGUUGGAUAUACCAAAGACAAUGAUCCCAUCUUGGUGACAGCUGUUUGCGAGGAGAAGGAGGUGGAUGACAAUGACGAGGAGAACAAGCCUGAUGCAUCGACAAAGAGACUAUACCAUAUCAUCAUACGCAAAAAGCAGGGACAAGAUAUCCGCAAAACUAUACCAGAUUCAUUCCUGCUACGAGCACCAUCGGCUGAAACCCCUGAAAAGGAUCCGAUCCUCGAUACAACAUGGAAAGCAGUCAUUGAGCCUUCGUUGGAUAUACCCUUUGACAACAUGAAGAAAAUUGAUGCCAACACGAUGAGCAACUCUGGAUUACAAAAGGAUAUCUUGAUGCUGGAUGAGCAAGCGGUUCAUGAUCGUUACAAGUUUGGUGUGCUUUAUAUCAAAGAGGGUCAAACCAGGGAAGAGGAGUGGCUUUCUAACAAUCACGACUCAAAGCACUUUGACCACUUCCUCAAUAUUAUUGGCCGAAAAGUUCCCCUGAAAGGAUACAAUGGAUGGGCUGGGGGUCUUGAUACUAAAGGCGGUUAUUCUGGCGAGCACACAUUUGUGAAUGAGUGGAACGGACACAAUAUCGCUUAUCACGUCUCAACAAUGAUCCCUGCACAUCCAGGAGAUAAGCAGCAGGUGCAAAGGAAACGCCACAUUGGCAACGACAUUGUAUGCGUUGUAUUCGCCGAAGGAAAGCAGCCAUUUAAUCCUGCAGCCAUCAAAUCACAAUUCCUGCAUGUCUUUAUUGUGGUCCACCCAGAGGAAUGGAAUGGCCGUAUAGGAUGGAGGGUCGAAAUUGCCAUGGCCGAAAAUGUGCCUAGUUUUGGUCCCUCAUUGCCAGCGGAAAAUGCCGUAUUCUUUGAUGAAGCCGAACUUCGCUCCUUUAUGCUUGCAAAAUUGAUCAACGCCGAAUAUGCCGCGUACCAAUCACCCAAAUUUGCUCAACCAAUGGCACGUGCACGUGAAGGCAUCCUUGCGCACCUUUUGGAACGUGGUAACAAGAUAGCCCAACCCAUAGAGUUGUCUCCAACAGCAACCAGCACACCUUCAUCAUCAUCUUUGGCGCGCCAUGUCAAAUCACCAUCGACUUCAUCCGACAAGAGCUCAAAGAGUGCAUAUAGCAGUUCAAGUGAUGCAGCUGCAGCAGUACCAGUACCCUCACGAUCCAGCAUGAUUAAAGACUUUUCGGAAGGGAUUAUUGCUGCAGGUCUCGGGCGUCGGCGUAGCGGUCAGGAUUUGAGUGAUGCACGUUUGAAACCAGUGCGUGGUGUUGUCAAACCAAAAAAGUCCAAAGAAGCAGAUGAAGACACAACAACAGCAACAGCAUCAGCGUCAUCAUCAUCGCAACAGAGGAGUUGCUCUGAGCUGGAUCUCAUACAACAACAACCCUCAGCAACGGCCAUGUCAGGUUCUCGUUCAAGUGGAGCGAUCAUGCAAAAUCCAUCAAAGAAUGAGCGUAAUGGUUUCCGAUACAAGGCACAAAGCAUCCUAACAUCAUUUGGUGGAGCAGGACGACGCCAACAACAACAAUGA
This is a messenger RNA of Lichtheimia ornata, 3504 nucleotides long. RefSeq lists its product as uncharacterized. The record is from RefSeq and is a predicted model, not a curated record. Gene Ontology annotation, biological process: activation of GTPase activity; regulation of small GTPase mediated signal transduction. NCBI's taxonomy places the organism in Eukaryota, Fungi, Mucoromycota, Mucoromycetes, Mucorales, Lichtheimiaceae. The transcript is spliced from 11 exons. Gene Ontology annotation, cellular component: cytoplasm. Bases 1 to 3504 code for a protein of 1167 amino acids. Gene Ontology annotation, molecular function: GTPase activator activity.